GUUGGUCUUUUGGCUCAAGGCGUCGCCUCUUGCUCAACACAGGCAACUGUUUAUGGCCAAUGCAUAGCAGCGAAAUACCAAGAUGCACACAAGGACAUGUGUGCCAAGGAAUUCGAGAAUUUCAAGCAAUGCGUACAAAAAGCCGUCAAGAGAAAGUGGUAGUUCCUCCUUUGUCCAUGUAUAUAGCCCGUUGACAGCCGCGUUACAUAUCUAAUACAAUUACACAAUGUCCUCCCUAUCUCUCCUUCUCUGGUUUCUAUGACAUGAAGAAACGUUAACCAUUGUCACGUCAGCAAUUGCUCCAUGUAGGGAGAAAUGGUAUUAAAAAGUGAGCGUGUUCUAGGAGAAAUUGAUGGUGUGUUGUUGGUGGUGGAAAUUCAAAUGAGG
This is a messenger RNA of Zychaea mexicana, 387 nucleotides long. RefSeq lists its product as uncharacterized. The transcript has 3 exons. The annotation marks the transcript as partial. Gene Ontology annotation, cellular component: mitochondrion. Lineage: Eukaryota; Fungi; Mucoromycota; Mucoromycetes; Mucorales; Lichtheimiaceae. The record is from RefSeq and is a predicted model, not a curated record. Gene Ontology annotation, biological process: mitochondrial respiratory chain complex I assembly.